CGGGAGUCGGAAGUACUAGUUUUACCGUUGAGAAAAAUAGAGAAUUACAAUGGCUGCCGACUGGCUGAAUCCCAGCUUGUGCUUGAAUGAAAGAGAGAAACAAACCGAUGAUAAAGAAGAGUUAUUCGUGUUCGGAUAUGCAUGUAAACUCUUUAAGGAUGACAAGAGGGCAUUAUCUAUCGACCAGGGAUCUCAUCUUAUUCCUUGGAUGGGCGACGAAAAACUACAAAUAGACAGGUAUGAUGGGCGAGGUCACUUAUAUGACCUUAAGCCAUAUGACUCUAGUCAUGCCCAGCCCUGUGUACUGACCCCAGAGGAGAAGAAAUUGGAGGAGCUGUGUGACGAGGAGAGAUAUCUAGAGCUUCAUACAGAUGUAGCUGAAAAGAAGUUACAUGAGGAGGAGGAAUGGAAGCGAUAUUACCAGUCUCUCUCGGAGGGGUAUGGAGCAGUAGGAUUCAGCUAUGAACAGCAGCAGCAGGAUGAAUAUGCAGAAUACUAUCAAGCAAUUUCAGAAGAGGAAAAACCUUUCUCAGCUCCAUCUGAAUUGAAUCUUCCAGAGGAUAUUACCCCAGUAAGGUUUAAUAGUACAAGAGUUAUCAGAAUUCUUUAGUCUUGUUGGAGGAAGAGCUUGAAACUUGGCUUUUGACUUCAUAAGUUAACAAGAGGCCCAAGUUCCACAUCACCUGAACAAUGUGGUUAGGAACAGGAAAAAAUCAAUUCAGUAAAUGCAUAAAUUGUCCUGACCCUUAAAGGAAGGAAUGAUUUGAACAAAUUUAAGGUAAUUCUAUACUCGGCAAUAAAUGGGCUCAAUCUUGGAAAAUCUGCUAGACAUAAAUUUCAGCAAUGGAAAUACAUCAGAAAAAUCAAAAUGACUUUACUGUACCAGUCUCCAGAAAAACGUGCUAAAAUGUAGGCAACUUCAGUAUAAAACAGUCUUAUUGACCCCAAAAUUGAAUUCUACGCUUAAAAGUUUAGUUUAAAACUUCGUUUUUAAACACAACUAAUGAAGGCUGGUAGCAAGGUCGAAAUAUCUCAAAAAGUGUUUGAAAGUUUUUUAUUCUAUUGACAAA
Saccostrea cuccullata (small rock oyster) is the source of this 1070-nucleotide messenger RNA. RefSeq names its product splicing factor, suppressor of white-apricot homolog. The transcript has 4 exons. The record is from RefSeq and is a predicted model, not a curated record. Gene Ontology annotation, biological process: mRNA 5'-splice site recognition. The coding region runs from base 50 to 610 and encodes 186 amino acids. NCBI's taxonomy places the organism in Eukaryota, Metazoa, Mollusca, Bivalvia, Ostreida, Ostreidae.